Acanthaster planci (crown-of-thorns starfish) is the source of this 13311-nucleotide messenger RNA. Its product is annotated as dynein axonemal heavy chain 1-like. Gene Ontology annotation, cellular component: dynein complex. Gene Ontology annotation, biological process: microtubule-based movement. Gene Ontology annotation, molecular function: dynein intermediate chain binding; dynein light intermediate chain binding; ATP binding. Lineage: Eukaryota; Metazoa; Echinodermata; Asteroidea; Valvatida; Acanthasteridae. The record is from RefSeq and is a predicted model, not a curated record.
CGCGUAUGCUGCCCGUACGUACUGUAUGUACCGGCUGUAUACCGUCAUGUAAUUAAUUGCAACGAAAACUGACCUGAGUGAUGGUCUGAAGCGGUUGCGAAAACCUUUUCCUUUAAAACAUCAAGAAGUAAUGUAGAAAAUCCUCUAAAGCAACACCGAAAGACUGAUUUACGAGUUGCUUGUUUCAACACAGUGGUGAAAAAGUCAUGCAAGUUUGAAAGAUGAGUUCCAGGAAUUCCCUGAGUAGCCGGGAUGGAGGAAGGCCGUUUUCGGCUAAUCGUACGCAGCUGCCUCCUACGAGGAGGAACGGCCGGCCGUACUAUCCAGAAAUCAAGCAGAGAGGUUACUAUUCAGACAUUCUUAGUGGUGAUGCAGAGCACAGGCUUGGGAAUGUAUUGAGUGGUGCAGAGACUCAACAGGACACAUUAUGGAACAUAGCCAAGGAAAAGCACACACCCAUGGUGACUUCCUUCAAGGGUCCCAAAGGACCAGAGCAGGCCAAGGCCGAACUGAGCAAGCAGGUCUACGGACCCACAAGCGAGAUAUUGACAAAAUCGGAUUUCCCUGAGAAGUCUUUCCUUCCCAAGGUGCAGCUGCCGUUCUUUGUGGCCCCUGGCCAGUGCCCACGCAAGAUCGAGAUCGAGCGGCGCAAGCGCCACUAUCAGAGCCAGAUGCUGGAGGACCUGCUGGCGGCCGAGGGGGUGCAGACCGAGGCCCUCAUGCCCAAGCAAAUCACAGAGAAGAAGCUCUCAGUUCAGCUGAACGGGGUGGACGGGGACGAGGACCCAGCACCCUUCCCGACGUUCCUGCCGCUGGACAUUUUCACCGACACAGAGUUUGAUUGCCGGACGCCCGGGGAGUGGUUGGAGAUGGGGGUGGUGAACAGCCACCGCCUUCCGGUGCCUGGCCGGGCUCUCCUUCCUGCUUGGGAUUCUCCUGAGAAAUUGGAUCCCAAGGACCCAAGCCUGGAGUACGAGUGGUUUGAUGUGGGCAUGCUGGACUAUGACAGGGAGACCCAGCUCUACCUGGUGCAGAAGACAGACCUGAACAACAGGAUCUUGGAUGAGAAGGGGCAGGUAGUCAUCAACGGGGGUAAAAAUGCCGAUGGAACCCGCAGCCUGCAGGCCAACCAGUAUUGGGUGCCCCGCAUCCAGCUCAUGUUCCUAGCUGAGGAUCCCCAGGUCUUUGCCAAGGCGGUGGCCAGUGCCCACCGGGCCCGCAGGCACACCGAGGCCCUGCUGAGGUACCACCUAUAUGUGGACUGCAUGCCCAUGGAGGGGCUGGUGGAGCUGGACCCGGAGAGUCUGAAGAGGAUGGUGGAGUGGGCCAAGGGAGCCCCUGCCCUGGCCAAAGAUAAGAGUUUGGACGACUACAUCCACACGUUAGAGAAAGAGGUGAACAUCGAUUUCAGCCGAGCCAUGAAUAGGAUCACCUUUGAUCGGAUUGUCCAGUCCAAACCAGACAUGUUUGCUUUUGUCACCGUUCCAAACCCUGUUGUUGAGACAGUGCCAGAAAGAGGUUUUUAUGCAGAUGUGCCUGAGUAUCCCUUUGAUGAGCAGUACGACAACUUUGCUUUCAACUCCCUGCUGACGCGGGAGGAAGCCAUCGUGGCCAUGACCAAAGUCCGGACCGAGUGCAACAAGGUGGCGGCCAUGUCGCUGUUCCACGUGCCCAUGAGCAAGCACAUGAGGCUGGAGGAAUUUGAGCAGACGCAGGGCCAGGCCAGUUCACAGGUCCAACUCUUCCUGAAGGACAGUUGGAUAGGCACCCUGCGGGCAGCCAUCCGGACCAGCCUGCGGGACGUGGGCAAGGGCUGGUUCAACUUGCACGAGACCAACUGGGAAGUCUACCAGCGUUCCAAGCUGAAGAAAUUUAUGGAGAUGGUUAAAUUUUGCAUGCAGGAUUCCUUGAGGUAUUUGGUGCAAGACUCUCUGGUCAACUUCACCCAGAUGAUCCUGGACGCGGCCUGCGCUGUCCUGACUCUCCCUGCUGACUUAGAGUGGGAUAAGGACCUCAUCAAGGUCAAAUACAGACCCAAGAAAAAUUGCCUGUUUCUGGUGGACCUGAUUGUGGACAAGGAGGGAUGUCAUUACAGCACCAACCUGAACAACUUUGAGACAGCCUUAGUGGGUCUGUUUGACAAGGGAAUAGCCUCCACCCAGAAUGUUCCACAACUCGAGAAGUUUGUCCUGGAGGACAUCUUCUGGGCAGACACGCCCCUGCUGGAGUCAGUCGGGGAGCACGAGCCCAGAGUGGAGGAGCUGAGAGACACCAUACGGGACGCCAUCCGCAAGGCCUUGGUCCCCAUGAAAGCCUAUGCCCGGGCCUACGAGCAGUUCCUGGAGCUGAUGAACCUAGACAUCAAUGAGUACAUCAAGGAAUAUGACUCCAAGGAGCACACCGCUGCUGAGGUCAAGAAGGAGAUUGAGAGCCACUUGGUCCAGAAGGAGAUCUUGGAGAACACCAUUCCCAGCAAUUACACCAUCGGGCCCUUCUACAUCAGCACGGAGAGUGUCCGGCAGGGCCUGGCCAAGAAGCGCAAGGCCCUGGCCAAUGCCCUGCUGGAGCUGCUGGCCCAGAAGCUGCGCAAGCAGGCCGAGGACGCGUGCGAGGAGUUCAAGUUCAUAGCCCGCAAGCUCUACGAGCGGCCCAACUGCAUCGAGGACCUCGCUGAGCAGAAGGAAUGGAUGGCCACCAUCCCGGACAAGUUGAAGGAGCACCAGGAGCUGAUUGACAAGGCCAUGACGGACUACGAGCUCAUCGAGGAGUUCUACUACAACCUGUCCACGGAUGACUUCAACCUCAAGUGGAAUGCCAUUGGUUGGCCUCACAAGAUUGAGAUCCAGAUGGAGACCACGUUUGCCCAGCUGGAGGAGGACAAGGAGCGCUUUGAGAAGAUCCAGCUCACAGACCAGAACAACUUCACAGACAAGCUGGACACCCUGCAGAUGGUGGUUGCUGGCUUUGCAGCUCACACAGACAUCAACAAAGCCCACGAGGUGGCCAAUGAGGUGCGGCGCGUCAACAAGCAGAUGAAGGAAUGCCAGCAGCUGGCCUCCAUGUACAACAACAGAGAGCGGCUGUUUGAGAUGCCCAUCACCAACUAUGACAAACUCAGCAAGCUGGUGCGGGACUUUGAGCCCUUCAAGAAUCUCUGGAUCACCACCUCGGACUGGCUGAAGUGGCACGAGAGCUGGAUGAAUGAUCCGCUUACCACCAUCGACGCGGAGCAGUGCGAGAAGCAGGUCAGCGAGUCUUUCAAGACCAUGCACAAGUGUGUCAAGAUCUUCAAGGACAUUCCAGGAGUCCAGCUGGUGGCCCAAGAGAUACGGCGCUGGGUGGAGGAGUUCCGUCCGUACAUCCCCCUGAUCCAGGGCCUGCGCAACCCGGGUAUGCGCAGCCGGCACUGGGAGAUCCUGUCCAAGGAGCUGGGCUUCACCGUGGUGCCCAAGGCCUCGCUGACCUUCAGCAAGUGCCUGGAGAUGAAGCUGCAGGAGCACAUCGAGAAGAUCGCCAAGGUGGCGGAGAUAGCUGGCAAGGAGUACUCCAUUGAGCAGGCUCUGGACAAGAUGGAAGGGGAGUGGAAGCCGGUGGUCUUUGAGAUCAUGCCCUACAAGGAGACGGGCACCUUCAUCAUGAAGGGCUCAGAUGAGUGCACCCAGCUGCUAGAUGACCACAUCGUCAUGACACAGAGCAUGUCCUUCUCCCCCUACAAGAAGCCGUUUGAGGAGCGGAUCAGUACCUGGGAAGGCAAGCUACGCAUGACACAGGAUGUACUCGAUGAGUGGCUUGUGUGUCAGAGGUCGUGGCUGUAUCUGGAACCCAUCUUCAGCUCAGAUGAUAUCAACAGGCAGCUGCCAGUUGAGGGCAAGCGGUACCAGACUAUGGACAGAAUGUGGCGUCGCAUCAUGAAGAAUGCCAAGGACAACCCACAGGUGAUCUCACUGUGUCCUGACGCCCGCCUCCUGGAGAACCUCAAGGAGUGCAACAAGCUCUUGGAUCAGGUCCAGAAGGGUCUUAGUGAGUACUUAGAGACCAAGCGGGCCUCCUUCCCACGCUUCUACUUCCUCUCCGACGACGAGCUCCUGGAGAUCCUGUCGCAGACCAAGGAUCCGACGGCAGUCCAGCCUCACCUCAGGAAAUGCUUUGAGAACAUUGCCAGGCUCCAAUUUGAAGAUGACCUCCUGAUCACCAAGAUGUUCUCGGCCGAGGGGGAGGUGGUUCCCCUGUCGGAGCCCCUCUACCCUAAGGGUAACGUGGAGGAUUGGCUGCUGGAGGUGGAGCGUGUCAUGAUGGACAGCAUCCGGAGAAUCCUGGGGGAAUCCCUUCAGAAAUAUCCAGAGACGCCUCGCCCCAAGUGGGUACUGCAGUGGCCAGGUCAGGUAGUCAUUGCUGGCUGCCAGACAUUCUGGACCAAGAUGGUAGAAGAGGCAAUCCAGGAGGACAGGCUGGUACAGUUCCUGGAGGUGCUCAAGCAACAGAUUGCAGACCUGGUCAGCCUGGUCCGAGGCGACCUGAGUAAGAUCGGUCGCAUGAUUCUGUCCGCCCUCAUUGUAAUCGAAGUCCACGCCCAGGAUGUAGUGGCCAAGAUGUGCGAGGAGAAGGUGGCCAACAUCAACGACUUUGAGUGGAUCAGUCAGCUCAGGUACUACUUUGUGAAUGAUAACAUGUACGUGCGUGCUGUAAACGCCGAGUUCCCUUAUGGCUAUGAGUACCUGGGUAACUCCGGCCGACUCGUCAUCACCCCACUGACGGAUCGAUGCUAUCUCACUCUCACCGGCGCCCUGCAUCUCAAGUUUGGUGGGGCGCCGGCCGGACCCGCUGGUACAGGAAAAACUGAAACGACAAAGGAUUUGGGCAAGGCCCUGGCCAUCCAGACGGUUGUCUUCAACUGCUCAGACCAGCUGGACUUCAUGGCCAUGGGCAAGUUCCUGAAGGGGCUGGCCAGCUCGGGGGCUUGGGCCUGCUUCGACGAGUUCAACCGCAUCGACAUUGAGGUACUGUCAGUGGUGGCUCAACAGAUCAGCACCAUCCAGAAAGCCCAGCAGCAGAAAGUUGACAGGUUCAUGUUUGAAGGUGUGGAGAUCGCACUGAAAAUCUCUUGUGCUGUUUUCAUCACCAUGAACCCUGGUUACGCUGGAAGAACAGAGCUACCUGACAACCUGAAGGCUCUGUUCCGCCCGGUGGCCAUGAUGGUACCAGACUAUGCCAUGAUCGCCGAAAUCUCGCUCUACUCCUUCGGGUUCAGUGACGCCAAGCUCCUGUCCAAGAAGAUCACCACUACCUUCAAGCUGUCCUCGGAGCAGCUCAGCUCACAGGACCACUACGACUUUGGCAUGCGGGCGGUCAAGACGGUCAUCUCAGCCGCCGGGAACCUGAAGCGGGAGAACCCUGAGAUGAGCGAGGAACUGAUAGUACUCCGGGCCAUCCGGGACGUCAACGUGCCCAAGUUUUUGCAGGACGACCUGAAGCUGUUCAACGGCAUUGUGUCCGAUCUCUUCCCUAAGAUCAAGGAGGAGCCCAUUGACUACGGUACCUUGGAACAGUCCAUUCGCACCAUGAGCGGCAAGCUGGGGCUGAAGGACGUGGACGGUUUUGUCGGCAAGUGCAUCCAGCUGUACGAGACCACCGUGGUCAGGCACGGCCUGAUGAUCGUUGGACCAGCUGGCUCGGGAAAAACCAAGUGUUACGAGGUCCUGAAGAGGGCGCUGACUUCACUGAAGGGAGAGGUGGCAGUCGGUGGAGGCACCUAUGAGAACAUCAUCACCUACGUCCUCAACCCAAAGUCCAUCACGAUGGGCCAGCUGUACGGAGAGUUUGACCUACUGACCCACGAAUGGACGGAUGGCAUCCUUUCCUCCUUAAUUCGUAUCGGGUCCUCUUCGAUGGAAAUGGACAACCGCUGGUACGUCUUUGAUGGGCCCGUGGAUGCCGUGUGGAUCGAGAACAUGAACACGGUGCUGGAUGACAACAAGAAGCUAUGCCUAAGCAGUGGAGAGAUCAUCAAGCUCACUGAGUACAUGAGGAUGAUCUUUGAGGUGGCCGACCUGGCCGUAGCCUCUCCAGCCACGGUCAGCCGGUGUGGCAUGGUCUACCUGGAGCCGAGCAUCCUGGGCCUGGAGCCUUUCGUCACCUGCUGGCUCAAACGCAUCCCGGAGAACAUCUACCCCUACAAGGAUCAGCUGCAGUCGCUCUUUGACCGCUUUCUGGUGGAAUCCAUAGAGUUUGUCCGCACCAACUGCAAGGAGAUUGUCGCCACCAUGGACAGUAACCUCACCCUCAGCAUGCUCAAGCUCAUGGACUGCUUCUUCACCCCAUUCAUCCCCCAGGAGGGUGAUCCACCCAUCUCAGAAGAGCGGCUUGAGCGAGUAGCUGAACUCAUCGAGCCCUGGUUUAUCUUCUCGCUGGUCUGGACAGUCGGAGCCACGGUGGACUUUGACGGACGGCGCAAGUUCAGCACAUACCUACGCGAAAAGAUGCAGAAAGAGAACAUUGCCCUUCCAUUCCCACCGGACAACACCGUUUAUGACUACAAACUGGACGAUGGCGGCAUCAGCAAGCGUCCAUCCAAGGAUGAUGAAGAAGAGGAGGAGGCAGGCAAACGCAAAGAGGCACUGCUUAGUACUGGCUCACAUACAGCUGCAUCAAUUGAGGUUUUCACAGAGGUGCAUUGGUUGGACUGGAUGCAUGGAAUGGGGGAGCGUAAGAUCAACCCAGAAAUGCGUUACUCGGACAUUAUCGUGCCGACAGCAGACACAGUGCGUGGGGCACACCUGUUGGAGAUGUUGUUGACCAACAAGAAACGGGUCCUGACUGUUGGGGACACAGGCACGGGCAAGACCCUGACCAUCUCGGACAAGCUCCUGAAGAGCAUGCCCAAAGACUACAUCUCCAACUUCAUCAGCUUCUCGGCCCGCACCAGCGCCAACCAGACCCAGGACCUGUUGGACAGUAAACUGGACAAGAGACGUAAAGGUGUGUUUGGUCCUCCGCUGGGCAAGUACAUCAUCUUCUUCAUCGAUGAUUUGAACAUGCCUGCCCUGGAGGUGUAUGGAGCCCAACCCCCGAUAGAGCUGAUUAGGCAGUGGAUGGACCACAGAGGAUGGUAUGACAGGAAGCAGAUUGGUGCAUUCCGGGAGUUAGUGGACAUUAACUUUGUCUGCGCCAUGGGUCCACCCGGUGGGGGUCGUAAUCCUGUCACAGCCAGGCUCAUGAGACACUUCAACGUGCUGUCCUUCUGUGAGCUGGAACACAGCAGCAAACAUCGCAUCUUCGCCACUAUCCUGGACAGCUGGCUGGCACAAACUCCGUCAGUGUCUGACCACUGCGCCAAAAUCGUGGAUACCACCAUUAACGUUUACGAGACCAUCACCACCCAGCUGCUGCCUACCCCGGCCAAGAGCCACUACACAUUCAACCUGAGAGAUCUCUCCAAGGUUUUCCAGGGCAUCCUCAUGGCCACGCCUGCCAAGGUGGAAAACCUGAGUAGCCUCCUCCGCCUCUGGUACCACGAGAGCUGCCGCGUCUUCCAGGACCGGCUGGUCAACAAGCAGGACCGGGACUGGUUUGAGUCUCUCCUACGCGACAAGAUGACCUCGGUCUUUGGCGCCAAGCCCGAGGAGGUCCUGCCCACCGACAACAUCCUAUACGGGGACUUCAUGGUGGCCAACGUGGACAACAAGCAGUACGCUUACAUUGAAGACGAAGCUAAGAUGAUCCAAGUGAUGAAGGACUACCUGGAGGACUACAACCAGGUCAACACAGCCCAGAUGAAGCUGGUCCUCUUCAUGGACGCCACCAAGCACGUCUGUCGCAUCAGCCGGAUCAUCAGACAGCCCCUGGGCAACGCCCUACUGCUUGGCGUGGGAGGGAGCGGACGUCAGAGUCUGACCAGAUUGGCUGCUCACAUGGCGGAGUAUGACCUUUUCCAAAUUGAGCUGUCCAAGAACUACGGCGUGAACGAGUGGCGGGAAGACCUGAAGAAGGUCAUGAUGGCCGCCGGGCUGGAGGGAAAGCCAACUGUCUUCCUCUUCUGCGAUACCCAGAUCAAAGCAGAAUCUUUCCUGGAGGAUAUCAACAACAUCCUGAACUCUGGCGAUGUUCCUAAUGUCUAUGGCUUUGACGAGUUGGACACCAUCUACAAUGCCAUGAAGCCCAUCGUCCAGGAUGCGGGCAUGCAGGCCACCAAGACCAACCUGUUCUCCGCCUACACCAAGCGGGUCAAACAGAACACGCACACUGUGCUGUGCAUGAGUCCCAUCGGAGAGAUCUUCCGUGCCCGCCUGCGACAAUUCCCCUCACUGGUCAACUGCUGCACCAUAGACUGGUUCAGUGAGUGGCCAGACGAAGCCCUGUGCUCUGUGGCUGAGAGCUUCCUCAAUGACAUUCCCGACCUGGACGAAGGGGAGGAGAUAGUCAAUGGACUGGUACAGAUGUGCGUGGUGAUCCACCAGUCUGUGGCCGUCAAGUCGGCUCUUUUCCUAGCCGAGCUGUCCCGUCACAACUACGUCACCCCAACCAGCUACCUGGAGCUCCUGGGCAUCUUCUCCAAGCUGCUCACCCUCAAGAAGAUGGAGCUCAAGACGGCCAAGAACAGGACCAAGACAGGUCUGGACAAGCUCUUGACGACUGCUGAGGACGUAGCCAGGAUGCAGGCAGAGUUGGAGACGAUGCAACCCCAGCUGGAGGAGGCAUCCAGGGAGACGGUGGUUACCAUGGAGAAAAUCUCCAAAGAUACUAUUGUAGCCAAUGAAACCAAGGAGAUUGUGCAGAAGGAGGAGCAGCAGGCUGUGGCCAAGGCCAGAGAGACUCAGGAGAUUGCCGACAGCGCUCAGCGAGAUCUGAACGAGGCCCUGCCAGCCCUGGAUGCUGCCUUGGCCAGUCUGAAGUCACUCAACAGAAAUGAUGUAGUAGAGGUGCGUGCUAUGCAGCGCCCUCCGGCGGGCGUACGCAUGACCGUCGAGGCAGUCUGCAUCAUGCGUGGCGUCAAACCCAAGAAAGUCGCCGGUGACCAGCCUGGCAAGAAGGUGGACGACUACUGGGAGCCGGGCAAGGCGCUGCUGCAGGACCCGGGCAAGUUCCUGGAGAGCCUGUUCCAGUACGACAAGGACAACAUUCCCGAUGUUGUCAUCAACAAGAUCCAGCCAUUUAUCGACAACGAGGAGUUCCAGCCAGCUGCCAUCGCCAAGGCCUCUAAAGCUUGCACCUCCAUCUGCCAAUGGGUGCGAGCUAUGCACAAGUACCACUUUGUGGCAAAGGGAGUCGCUCCAAAGAGAGAACGCUUACGCAUUGCCACGGAGGACCUGGCGGUGACCCAGCGCCAGCUGGACGAGGCCAAGGCCAAGCUGCGGGAGGUGGAGGAAGGCAUCGCCACCCUGCAGGCCAAGUACGAAGACUGCAUCGAGAGGAAGGAGGAGCUAGAGAACAAGUGCUCGCUGUGCGAGGCCCGGCUGGGCCGGGCCGACAAGCUGAUCGGCGGCCUGGCCGACGAGAAGGGCCGCUGGCAGGAGUCGGUCAACCAGCUGGACUCGGUCAUCAAGAGCAUCGUUGGGGACGUGCUGGUGUCGGCAGGAUACGUGGCCUACUUGGGGCCAUUCACGGGUGAGUAUCGUGCCUCCCUCUGCAGUGAAUGGGUCAAGACGUUCCCUGAGUGGAAAGUGCCGCACACCGCCGAGCCCUCCUUCAUCAAUUGCUUCGGCGACCCGGUCAAGAUCAGAACCUGGCAGAUAGCCGGCCUGCCCAGGGACAAUCUGUCCAUUGAGAACGGCGUCAUCGUGCAGUUCUCGCAGCGCUGGCCGCUCUUCAUCGAUCCCCAGGGACAGGCUAACAAGUGGAUCAAGACCUUUGAGAAAGACAACGGCCUCGAUGUGGUCAAGCUUACUGACCGCGACUUCCUGCGUAGCCUGGAGAACGCCGUACGUUUUGGCAAACCGUGCCUGCUGGAGAAUGUAGCUGAAGAACUAGAUCCAGCCCUGGAACCAAUCCUAUUGAAACAGACAUUCAAGCAGCAGGGCAGCACUGUCAUCAAGCUGGGUGAUGCCGUCAUCCCUUACCACGAGGACUUCAAGUUCUACAUCACCACCAAGUUGCCCAACCCCCACUAUACCCCAGAGGUGUCCACCAAGGUCACCCUGGUCAACUUCACCCUCUCGCCAAGUGGCCUUGAGGAUCAGUUGUUGGCCCGUGUGGUUGCCGAGGAGAGACCAGACCUCGAGGAGGCCAAGAACCAGCUGAUCGUCAGCAAUGCCAAGAUGAAGCAGGAGCUCAAGGAGAUCGAGGACAAGAUCCUGGAGAGGCUGAGCUCCUCCGAGGGGAACCCCGUAGAUGAUGUAGACCUCAUCAAGACACUGGAGGCCUCCAAGAUCAAAUCCCAUGAGAUCCAGGCCAAAGUCAUUGUCGCCGAGAAGACGGAGCGAGAGAUCGACGAGACCCGGUCCCAGUACAUCCCGGUGGCAGUCCGCACCCAGCUGCUGUUCUUCUGUACCACCGACCUGGCCAACGUGGACCCCAUGUACCAAUACUCCCUGGAGUGGUUUGUCAGGAUCUUCCUAGCUGGGAUAGCCAACUCCGAGAGAGCAGACCACCUGCCUCAGAGGAUCCUCAACAUCAACGAGUACUUCACCUUCAGUCUCUACAGCAACGUCUGCCGCAGCUUGUUUGAGAAGCACAAGCUGAUGUUUGCCUUCCUACUGUGCGUACGUAUCAUGCAGAACGACGGCAAGAUCAAUAUGGACGAGUGGCGUUUCCUGUUAUCCGGCGGCACCACGAUCCCUAAGGAGUUGCCCAACCCAGCCCCGAGCUGGUUGUCCGACAGGGCCUGGGGAGAGAUCCUGUCACUGGCUGCUCUGCCCAAGUUUGCCACCUUCGCCGAGUCCUUCUCCAGUUACCUGGAUGGCUUCCAGCACAUCUUUGAUAGCAUUGAUCCGCAUCGGGAGGACCUCCCCGGGGAGUGGCAGACUGACUUGGACGACUUCCAGAAAAUCCUGGUCCUGAAGUGUAUUCGUGCCGACAAAGUCACCAACGCCAUGCAGGACUUUGUUGCCACCCACCUCGGCCAGCGAUUCAUCGAACCCCAAACAGCUGACUUGGCUGUGGCCUUCAAGGAGUCCUCGCCGACCUCCCCUCUGGUCUUCGUCUUGUCCCAGGGUACCGACCCAGCUGCCGACCUCUACAAGUUUGCCGAGGAGAUGAGGUUCUCUAAGAAGCUGUCCUCAAUCUCCUUGGGCCAGGGACAGGGUCCUCGUGCCGAGGCAAUGAUGAGGAGUGCCAUGGACAGGGGCAAGUGGGUCUUCUUCCAGAACUGCCAUCUCUCCCCCAGCUGGAUGCCCUCGCUGGAGAGACUCAUCGAAAACAUCGACCCUGACAAGGUCCAUCGUGACUUCCGCCUCUGGCUGACUAGUAUGCCCAGCCCCAAGUUCCCCGUGGCCAUUCUCCAGAAUAGCUCCAAGAUGACCAUCGAGCCACCCCGGGGCAUCAAAGCCAACCUCAUGCAGUCCUACAUCAGCCUGAACGAUGACUUCCUCAAUUCCUGCACAGGCAAGACUCACGAAUUCAAGAGCCUGAUGUUGUCCCUGGCUCUCUUCCACGGCGUGGUCUUGGAGAGGCGCAAGUUUGGGCCCCUGGGCUUCAACAUCCCCUAUGAGUUCACCACGGGUGACCUGCGCAUCUGCAUCAGCCAGCUGAAGAUGUUCCUGAUGGAGUAUGACGAGAUACCCUUCAAGGUGCUGACGUACACAGCAGGCCACAUCAACUACGGCGGUCGGGUGACCGACGACCGCGAUCGUCGCUGUCUCAUGAACAUCCUGAACGACUUCUACAACAAGGUGGUGCUGGAAGAGGAGCACAGCUACUCGGUAUCAGGGAUCUACCGACAAAUCCCGACGGCCAUGGACCACAACGGGUACAUGUCCUACAUCAAGAGCCUUCCUAUCAACGACACACCGGAGAUCUUUGGUCUCCACGACAAUGCCAACAUCACAUUCGCCCAGAAUGAGACCUUCUCGACCCUGUCCUGCAUCCUUCUCCUGCAGCCCAAGACAGCCACGGGGGCCGGGCGGUCCCGUGAAGAGGUGAUUGAGGAAACUGCAAAGAGUAUCCUCGAGCGAGUUCCUCAGCCUGUGGAUAUUGCCAUGGUAACCAAGAAGCACCCAGUAAUGUACGAGGAGUCCAUGAACACUGUUCUGAUCCAGGAAGUCAUCAGGUACAAUCGUCUGUUGGUGGUGAUCCACCGCACAUUGAGGGAGUUACUGAAGGCUUUGAAGGGGUUGGUAGUCCUGUCUGAGGAACUGGAAACCAUGUCCAACAGCAUGUACAUCAACUCUGUACCUGAACUCUGGGCAGGAAAGGCUUACCCCUCCCUUAAGCCCCUGUCUUCCUGGGUGACCGACCUAGUGGCCAGGAUGCAUUUCCUCCAGGAGUGGAUCGACCAGGGCAUCCCGAGCGUCUUCUGGAUCUCCGGCUUCUUCUUCCCCCAGGCCUUCCUGACUGGAACCUUGCAGAACUAUGCCCGCAAGGCCAUCGUCUCCAUCGAUACCAUUGGCUUUGAUUUUGCUGUCAUGCGGGAGCCUGUUGAGAAGAUUACCCAACGCCCGGACACUGGCUGCUACGUGCGCGGGCUGUUCCUAGAGGGCGCCAGAUGGGGCUACGAGGAGCACCAGCUGACAGAGUCCAGACCCAAGGAGCUGUACACAGACAUGCCCGUCAUGCAAUUCAUACCGGCCGAGAACCGUAAACAGCCCGAGGAAGGGAUAUACGUCUGCCCCGUCUACAAGACCCUGACAAGAGCAGGUGCCUUGUCCACAACGGGUCACUCCACCAACUACGUGUUACCCGUGGAGAUACCCUCAGACAAGCCACAGUUCCACUGGAUCAAGCGAGGCGUGGCACUCAUCUGCGCCCUGGACUACUAAGCAAAGAAAAAUACAAGUACUGAACAAGUGCAGGAUCAUCAACUACAUGCUGCUUGGUUUUUCAGAUCGUCACCAACUGUGUGUGCCUUUUUGAGAGGUUCAUCUAUUGCAAUUCUGAGGUAGUUUUUUGUUAAUUUCUAUAUCUCUUGCAUGGACUCCCUUAUUUAACCGAGGAUUGAUGUGGUCAAUCUUUGCAGACUUGCUGUCUUUGUUCAUUCAUUCUCUAAAUGUUGAAUCCGUCCAUAACCUUAAUUUUUUUUCCAUAAUGCACAAGCAUUUUGUGUUCAAUUUUAAAACAAUUUUAUCAUAAUUAUCAUCGUAUUGUAUUAAAUGCUUUUGAAUAUUGCUUUCAAAUUGUAAAGAUUUAGCUGUUCCGAAGCAAAUAAAAAAGUUUAUAAACCAA